AAUUUAUAUACUUUCACAGGUUAAUAUUGAUGUUGGUCAUUUUGAAAACGUUGCCCAGGAAGAAAAAAAAGAAGUCGAUUUCUUUGAUUAUCAUGUCAACAAUGCUGCUCCUGCCUCUCCAGACAUUAUUAGUGCUCAGCAAGAGUUUCUUUCUGCUAAGAGUACUGCUGUUAGUAAUGGGACAAAUGAGUCACCAGAUGAGCAUCAGGCUGCUCCAAAUGUUGAUGCUGCUCUCAACAUGUCUGCCACUGAGGCACAGAAACUUGCCAACGAGCCUAGAAAGUCAACUAUAGGUCAGCGGAGACCUGCUAAUAAAUUAGGAGCUAAGAAAGCUGGAGGACUUGGUGCACAGAGAGUAAAAAAAGACUUCAGUGCAAUUGAAAAGGAAGCAGCUCGUAAUGACCAACUGAAACUAGAGGCCAAAGAGCUGUCCAAGGAAGAACAGCAACAAUCGUUACAGAAUUUAGAACGUGUUUAUGAAGACAUGAGUUUGGCUGGCAAGCGUGAAGAGGAGAGAAUGAAGAGAGUUGAUCCCAAGAAAGCACAACAGGCAGAGCGUCUUGGUAUGGGGCUAGGUGCUCGUGGUGGAGCAUCUCACACUGUUUGGAGAGAUGAAGACUAUUGAGCAAGAGCACCACUU
Cherax quadricarinatus is the source of this 640-nucleotide messenger RNA. Lineage: Eukaryota; Metazoa; Arthropoda; Malacostraca; Decapoda; Parastacidae. The record is from RefSeq and is a predicted model, not a curated record.